Messenger RNA from Lactuca saligna, 2826 nucleotides. NCBI's taxonomy places the organism in Eukaryota, Viridiplantae, Streptophyta, Magnoliopsida, Asterales, Asteraceae. The record is from the annotation of a GenBank genome assembly.
AUGCCUACAUUAGAAGUAUCAUUUACUCAUUUUAUGCAAUCACAUAUUCCUAGCCGGUUUCUUGCAUACGAGAAGGCUUAUAGGAUGGAUAACAAAUCUAGUGGACGUGGUGUUCGCCAGUUCAUGACAUACCUACAACAUAGACUUGAGAAGGAAAAAGAAAUGACAAAACCUAGACUAGCACAAAAUGAUGCUAAGGAAAUCCAAAAAUUCUACCAGAUCUUCUAUGAGAGAAACAUCAAAGACAACAUAUACUUAAAGAAACCUGAAGAGAUGGCCAAGCUUUAUCAGAUUGCAACUGUUUUAUAUGAAGUAUUAAAGAACGUGGUACCUGGUUCAAAAAUCGAGCCAAAGACUCAACACUACGCACGUGAUGUAGAGGAAAACAAAAAGCAAUAUGAACCCUAUAACAUUCUUCCUUUGUAUGCCGUUGGAAUUAAACCAACAAUUAUAGAGAUUCCCGAGAUACAAGCAGCUCUUAGAGCGAUUCGCACUACGGAUAACCUUCCAUCUGACUCAGAAAAAUCUGUUAAUGAUAUUCUCGAGUGGUUAUCAUCAAUUUUUGGUUUUCAGAAAGGAAACGUUGCAAAUCAACGGGAACACUUGGUAUUGUUACUUGCAAAUAUUCAUAGAAGGUUGAAGGGUGUCGAAGACUAUGAACAGUUGGGUAGCCAAACGGUAAAACAUUUAUUGGAUAUUACUUUGAAGAACUAUGUCUCAUGGUGUCAUUAUUUGCACCGAACAUCAAUCAUUGAUUCAAAUAAGGUUCCACCUAGUGCUGAUAGGCAGCAGUUGCAUCUUCUGUACAUUGGACUCUAUCUACUCAUCUGGGGUGAAGCUUCAAACAUCCGGUUCAUGCCUGAAUGCCUUUGCUAUAUUUUUCAUAAUAUGGCAAAGGAAAUGCUUGAAACUUUAUUUCGCAAUGUCCAAUCUGUAAGUGGAGGGAAAAAUCAAGUUGGUGAGGAAGCAUUUCUGUGUGAUGUCAUCUCACCUAUUUUUGAUGUUCUUCUUAAGCAGGAAGCCAGGAGAAAUCAAGGUGGCAAUGCAAGCCAUGCUUCAUGGAGAAACUAUGAUGAUCUUAAUGAAUAUUUUUGGUCUGACAAAUGCUUUAAGUUAGGCUGGCCAAUGAAUCGCAAAUCUGACUUUUUUAUUCACUCCGAUGAGUCAUCGCGCCAUCAUGUAGGGCGCAAUCAAGUUGUAAAGAAGACUAAAACAAAUUUUGUUGAAGUGCGUUCAUUUUUGCAUCUUUACAGGAGUUUUGAUCGGAUGUGGAUAUUCCUCAUAUUGGUCUUGCAGGCUAUGAUAAUUGUUGCAUGGCAUGGAGAUGGAUCAAUCUUUGGAAUUUUAGAUGAAGCUGUCAUUAAAAACAUCUCCAGCAUAUUCAUCACUUAUGCCAUACUUAACUUUAUCCAAGUUAGUCUAGACAUAAUCCUUAGUUUGAACGCAUGGAGGAGCUUAAAACCUACACAGAUUCGUCGCUGUAUUUUCAAAUUUGUUGUUGCUGCUUUUUGGAUGGUAACCUUGUCCAUUUGUUACUUAAGAUCAGUUCCAAAUCCAACAGGAUUUGUGAAGUUUUUCAGUACUUUGGGAGGAAAUUGGAGAGGGCAAAUACUUUAUAAUUAUCUUAUAGCAAUUUACUUGAUACCCAAUUUGCUGGCUGCCUUGCUAUUUCUGCUUCCACCUAUAAGGAGACACAUGGAAAGUUCCAAUAGGCGUAUACCCACUCUUAUAAUGUGGUGGGCACAACCAAAACUCUAUGUUGGAAGAGGCAUGCAUGAGGACAUCUUGUCUCUUUUCAAGUAUACUCUAUUUUGGAUAGUGCUUCUAAUUAGCAAGUUCGCAUUCAGCUUCUAUGUGGAGAUACUGCCACUGGUCAAGCCCACAAAGUUAAUCAUGAAAAUGCAUGUUAGCAGCUACGAGUGGCAUGAGUUCUUUCCCAACAUGACCCAUAAUAUUGGCGUUGUUAUUUCUAUAUGGGCUCCAAUUGUCAUGGUCUAUUUCAUGGACACACAAAUUUGGUACACGAUAUAUGCUACUAUUAUUGGUGGCAUCUACGGGGCCUUGAGUCACUUGGGUGAGAUACGGACACUUGGCAUGCUGCGGUCAAGAUUUAAAUCUGUUCCUUCAGCUUUCUGUGAACGCCUUAUGCCUGUGCAAAAAAAAGAACCUAAAAGAGAUCACGUGGAAGAUGAUUUAUUGGUGACCAGAAAGAACAUAGCAAAAUUUUCACUGGUGUGGAACGAAUUCAUAUUUUCAAUGCGGAUGGAAGACUUGAUCAGCAACAGUGAGAGAGAUCUGCUUCUUGUACCAUAUACCACAAGUGAUGUUCCAGUUGUCCAGUGGCCACUAUUCAUGCUUGCUAGUAAGAUCCCCAUUGCAUUAGACAUGGCCAGCGAUUUCAGAGGAAAGGAAGAUGGAGAUCUGUUCCAGAAGAUCAUUGGUGAUGAUUAUAUGCGGUCAGCAGUGAUGGAAUGCUACCAAACACUUAAGGAAAUAUUAUUUGAACUCAUUGAUGAUGACCGAGAUAAAAUGAUCAUACAGUGUAUAUGCCAUGAAAUAGAAACUAGCAUUCAACAGCGAAUGUUUUUGAAUAAAUUUCGUAUGAGCGAAUUGCCUUCACUAAAUGAUAAGCUGGUGAAGUUCUUGGAUAAUCUGCUAGCAGACAAUGUUGAUGAUGAGAAAUACACAUCCCAAAUCAUCAAUGUUUUUCAGGAUGUCAUGGAGAUUAUCAUACAAGAUGUUAUGAUCUAUAACGGGCACGAGUACGUCUUUUAUUUUGUGUUGAACACGACUCUUUUAUAUGGGAAACAACAAGACUUUUAUUAA